AUGGGCCGAGGCCUCCUCGUCCUCCUCCUCCACGUCCUCCUCCUCCUCAGGCGGGCGUCCGUGCCGGAACCGUCACGGGACAGCGCCGCACUCCCGACCGGCGCGUGCGACCGCAGGCAGAAAAUCCCUCUGCAGAGCGUGACGCAGCAGGGCGGCGGACAGUCAGACGGAGGAGCAGCGUUGAGAGCGACGGACACACGGCGAACGAAGAGAGGGGAGGUGUCAAUCAUCGAUGGCAUCCCCAGGCAGAUUGCGCUGCCGCACUGCCGCAACUGCGGCAGGUACAACCGGCCGCCAUGGACGAAGUGCGAGCUGGAGUCUAGAGAACUGCUCGGCGUCUGCCUGAAGAGGAUCAAGGGCAUUGGCAAGGACGUGAGGCUAGUGGACGCAUCGUUCAUUUGGACAGAGGAGCACUCCAAGAGAAUCAGAGUGAAGAUUACCGUUCAGAAAGAGGUUGAUAACUCUAGCGUGCUCCAGCAGACGAUGGUCGUGGAGUUUACGGUGGUCAAUCAGCAGUGCGAGGAGUGCCAGAGGUCCUUCACGCCGCACGCCUGGACCGCCAUCGUCCAGGUGCGGCAGAAGGUGGAGCACCGCAGGACGUUCUGUUACCUGGAGCAGCUGAUUCUCAAGAGCGACGCCCACGACAAGGUGGUGUCCUUGAAGGAAACGCGCGAGGGGUUGGACUUCCACUUUCAGCAGCGCAGCCACGCGCAGCGUUUUGCGGAUUUCGUGGCUGGCUGCGUGCCUGCCAAGCACAAGCUCUCCAGGAAGCUUAUCUCGCACGACGCGAACAGCAACGAGUACAACUUCAAGUACACAAUCAUGAUGGAGUUGUGCCCGAUAUGUGUGGACGACGUGGUGAACAUUCCCCGGGGCGAUGCCCGUCUCAGCGGCGCGCCGCCGAUCAUGCUGUGCCACAAGGUUUCCAACGGUGUCCGAUUGGUAGACCCGGUCACGUGCAACUCCCGCGACAUCCCAUCUUCAGAGUAUUGGAAAAGGCCACUCGGUUUGCCUGUGUGCACGCGAACUCAUUUACGAGAGUACGUGGUGCUGAACGUGGAGCUCGUCGAGGAGACCCACGCGGGCACGCCCGCGAGGCACCGAUUGUCGGGCCGAUCCCGCAUGGCACUCGCGGACAUCGAGGUGGCGCGGCUGCAGGACCUCGGCGUCAACGACGAGCGGCACAUCGUCCGCAGCCACCUCGGCGCCACGCUGCGGCCAGGCAACCACGUGCUCGGGUACGACCUGCGCGCCGUCAAUAUGAGCGGCCUGGACUCAGGGGGCGCGGAGACGCUGCCUGCGGACAUCAUCCUCGUCAGGAAGUUCUACAAGAGAAACAGGCACAAACGUGGCUGGAAGGUGAAGCGCUUGCAGCGGGACAACGCGGACGUCGGGCCCGCGGAGGUGGUAGAUGAUGCAGCAGACAUGGAGGCCAUGCUGCAGGACUUAGAGGAGGAUCCUGAGCUCCGGAAGGGCGUGAACAUGUACAGGGCUCCCGUCGGCAAGGCGGCCGCCCCCGCCCCGGACGCGGGCACCGGCGACCAGGCCGACGGCGAGGGCGACGACGAGGACGCGGAGGACGAGGAUGCCCCCGAGGUGCCCCUCGCGGAGCUCCUCGAGGCCCUCGAGCUGGGCGACGACGACGACCGGGUGCUCCCCGGCCUCGCGGCCCCGAGGACGACCAACCAGUGA
This is a messenger RNA of Prorocentrum cordatum, 1692 nucleotides long. The record is from the annotation of a GenBank genome assembly. NCBI's taxonomy places the organism in Eukaryota, Dinophyceae, Prorocentrales, Prorocentraceae.